AUGCUAUUAAUGACUCAUGAUCCUUUUCAGAUAACUAACGGUUUAGUUCCAAGUGGUAUUGGUCAACAUAUUAAUCCAUUACGUAAUCCUCUCUAUUCAAAUCAACAACAACCAUUGACGACUGAGGUUGGAGCAAUGCCUCAGUACGGAGGAGGGACCGAAAAAUGUGCCAGAUGCAUGAAAAGUGUCUAUAUGGCAGAAAAAAAGGUUGGCGCAGGAAGGCCAUUUCAUACUCGAUGUUUUAGUUGUUACACAUGUAAAAGAAAAUUAGAUGCGAUGACAUUAACUGAACAUAAAGGAGAGAUUUUUUGUAGAGGAUGCUAUACACGUCAAUACGGUGUUCAUGGUGUAGCAAGUGGUGUUACAAUGUCUACGGAAAAUCCUUCAAAAAAUUCAUCUACUCGUCAUCCUCGUCGUUCAUCCUAUGGCGACGAUUUAAACGUUAUUUAUCCACCACCAUCUCAAAAUCAAAAUAUACGUCAACGUAGUCAUUCAAAUGAAGGUUUAGUAGAUGAGGGCAACAACUAUUCUUCAUGGAAAGAUAACGUUAUACCAAUCAACAAAGACAACAACAAUCGCUAUCCACAGGCUAUAAAUAAUAAUAAAACGUUCUCGAAACAAGAUCAAGAAAUAAGAUAUGAAAACGAAACAACUCUCAACAUCGAUCACCCAACAGCAACAAAUCGAAAAUAUCAUGGACUCGAAGCAAUCAUCAAUUAUCAUAAUGUUACACCCACACAAGUUUCUCAACGACCAAGUGGUAUGUCAAAUUUUAUUGAAAUACCUGUAACACCAAAAGCCGAUCGACAUAUACAUGUAGGAGCAGUUAGUGAACUAGUACUGAAUAAAUCAGCAAUAAAACCAUCAGAAUCACCAUAUAGUAACCGAAGUAGAAGUCCAUCACCCGUUGAUUAUCAGCAACAAAGGAGUACAGAACGACUAAUUGAAGUUAAUAAAGAAAAGCAUUCUCAUUUAACAGGCAAUGAUCAUCCAACAAUAAAUUUUGCCAGUGAAAAAUUCGUUGAACCUGAUACAUCCUCAAAAUAUCGUUAUAGUGAAACGACUCAUAAUUUAAGCUCUUAUACAAGUGACUCAAAACAACAAAAGAGUACUGGUACAACAAAUACAACGUAUCAAAAAUCAAGAGAUUCAUCACCAACUAGCUACGAUAGAUAUAGUAGUACUAUAAAGCCAAGGGAUUCUUCAUCGAUUAAGUAUGAUACUAGUUCAACAACAUACGAUCGUUCUUCACCACGUAAUUCCUCCUACAAUUAUGUUGAACAAACAACGAAAACAGUGACAACUACUAACCAUAGUGGUGGCAUGUAUGAUAGGUCAGGUUCAUCCUCGUCAUCACAAUUUAGUGAAUCGAAAAUACCAGCAAAAGAUUAUAGCCGCUACGCCGACACAGUAAACAACAAUAUGCAUAGUUAUACCGAUAUAACUAGUCCAAUCUCUGUUCUCCCAUCAAUCACUCGUUUAUCCUCAUCUACUUCAACAACAUCAACCUCUCGAGGUGCAUCUGACUCGGCUUUAGGUAGUUUCGUGUCAACAACACAUAAUAUGGCUUCGAAUAUGACAUCAUCCCCAGUGGAUUCAGUUAAAAAUCCAACACUAGCAGCAUUGAUCAAACCACAGCGACUAAGUUCACAGGAAAGCAGUAAUGAAUCUGAAGAUUAG
Didymodactylos carnosus is the source of this 1680-nucleotide messenger RNA. Lineage: Eukaryota; Metazoa; Rotifera; Eurotatoria; Philodinida; Philodinidae. The record is from the annotation of a GenBank genome assembly.